Aaosphaeria arxii CBS 175.79 is the source of this 282-nucleotide messenger RNA. RefSeq names its product heterokaryon incompatibility. The transcript has a single exon. The record is from RefSeq and is a predicted model, not a curated record. Lineage: Eukaryota; Fungi; Ascomycota; Dothideomycetes; Pleosporales. The annotation marks the transcript as partial.
UACGAUGCUCUCUCGUAUUGCUGGGGAGGCAGCACCGCUACUUGUCAUCUUCAAUGCAAUGGAAAGGAUCUACGCAUCAUGCAAAACCUUCAACAGGCUCUUCUAAAUCUCCGACGCAGUGAUUCGACAUUGCGGUGGCUUUGGGUCGAUGCAAUCUGCAUCAACCAAGCAGACGACGACGAGAAGGCCAUGCAGAUUCCAAAUAUGAUGUACAUCUACCAACAAGCCUCGCACGUUAUUGCUUGGCUGGGAACGGACGUGCAUCAUCUCCGUGUUCUCCAA